AUGAUCGAAAAAGCCUCCAGCAUCGCCCCACCAUCCAUCCAAGAUGCCGAAAAGUCUUCAUCCAAAUCUUCGAAAGGAUCCCCAGACCACGAAAAGCCUCCGUCGGGGUUGCCAAAUGGAUUUGAAACCACAACACCACGAGCGCAAGAAGGCCCCGAACCGCCACCAAACGGCGGCUACGGCUGGAUCGUCACAUUCUGCGUUGCCCUAAUCAACGCCCAUACCUGGGGCAUCAACUCCUCCUACGGCGUCUUCCUAGCCUACUACCUCUCCAACUCUUUGUAUCCCUCGGCCACGCCUCUCAAAUUCGCCAUCAUCGGCGGCAUUUCCAUAUCCACAGCCAUGUUCAUCUCCCCCUUAGCCACACUCUCAACACGGUACUUCGGCACGCACAAAACGCUAAUCUUCGGAAUCGUUUUCGAGGCCGGGGGGUUGAUAGGCGCCAGUUUCGCAAGCACCAUUUGGCAGUUAGCCCUAUCCCAGGGCCUCGCUUUCGGCGUCGGAAUGGGCUUCCUCUUCGUCGCCUCGGUGGGCAUACCACCGCAAUGGUUCACCACGCGCCGCAGCCUCUCCAACGGCAUCGCUGCCUCCGGGUCCGGGUUCGGCGGUCUAUUGUAUUCCCUUGCCACGGGCGCCAUGCUGCGCUCCCCGUCCAUUGGACUGAAAUGGUGUUUCCGCAUCCUGGGCCUAUUGGCUUUGGUGGUAAACACAAUCUGCACGCUCUUGAUCCGCGAUAGGAACAAAAUCAUCGGGAGGCGGCAUAAAGCGUUUGAUUUGAAGCUUUUCAGACGCCCCGAAUACCCUCUCCUCAACGGCUACGGAUCUUUCUCCAUGCUGGGCUACAUCGCGCUGGUCUUCUCGCUCGCCGACUACGCGAAGAGGAUCGGCUUGAGCGCUUCGCAGGCCUCGGUCGUCACUUCGGUAUUGAAUCUCGGUCAAGGGUUAGGAAGGCCGCCAACGGGCUACUUCUCGGAUGGGGUGGGGAGAAUCAACAUGGCUGCACUGACCACUUUCUUCUGCGCGGUCAUGGCGUUUGCCGUAUGGGUCCCCGCGAAGAGCUAUGGCGUGUUGAUUUUCUAUGCCUUGGUGGGUGGGACGGUGACGGGGACGUUUUGGGCUACCAUCGGACCCGUGGCUGUCGAGGUGGUUGGGCUUCAGGAUCUUCCCUCCGCUUUGAACCUCGAAUGGCUGGUUAUCGUCUUACCGUGCACGUUCAGCGAGCCGAUUUCUCUCGAGUUGGUCAAGUUCACGGGAGGGUAUUUGAGCAGUCAGCUAUUUAUUGGGUUUAGUUAUGCGGCGGCUGCAUUGUGCGUGGUCUUUCUUAGGGGAUGGAAGAUUGGGGAGGUUGAGUAUGUAGGUAAUGGGGGUGAUGCAGGGGUUGAGGAUGUUGGUUUGGAGUCGAUGGAGGAUAGGGCGAGGGCGGCCGGGAGACUGACAAUUUGGAAGCAUUUCUGGAGGUGGAGGAAGGUGUGA
This is a messenger RNA of Westerdykella ornata, 1473 nucleotides long. RefSeq names its product putative MFS transporter. The record is from RefSeq and is a predicted model, not a curated record. Gene Ontology annotation, biological process: transmembrane transport. Gene Ontology annotation, molecular function: transmembrane transporter activity. The coding region runs from base 1 to 1473 and encodes 490 amino acids. NCBI's taxonomy places the organism in Eukaryota, Fungi, Ascomycota, Dothideomycetes, Pleosporales, Sporormiaceae. The transcript has a single exon.